AUGAGCGCCCGAAAUAUUAUAAAAUCGUCAGCGGAAAGGGCAAAGACUGCCAUAGGGCUGAAGUCUUCCCAUAAAGAAUGUAUGGAAAGCGUCUCCGAAUUGUUGGAGGCCUUGGAAAAGGAGCGACAGAUGGAACAGGUUAUGCUGAAGUCCGUCGAACAGUGGACAGAGAUUAUUGAAGAAAUCACCUCCAGUAUGGACUCGGCCACACCCAGUGAGUCCGAAUGGAAAAACAGGUUUCAUAGUCAACGAUUAUUCAAUCAGAUGCUUAAUCAAGAAAUCGGACGCAUAAAAACAGAGUUAUACAUGCUUAAGCAAAGUCGCAUGGGCGUGGUACUUCCGGUGACGGGACAUGCGCAGUCAAAAUCACCCCGUUCAAGUCAUUGUCGAGAAAGUCAAGCCUACAUCAACUGCCUACAGGAAAAGUUAAAGUCACUUGAGAGUCUAUACAAUAUGUAUGAGCACCAGCGUGACGACGCAUCACGUGACUACCACCGUCUGAAAGAGGAAAUAAACAAGAUCGUUAAAGACGUCUGGUUCAAGCAGAAGAGCAGAAUCAAGAAUCAAGAAGAAUCGGAUCAAAAGGAAAUAGCCAAAUCAAACAAACAUUCAGAAAAAAUAACAUUACCGCCAAUUCGUGAAAAAACGUCCUACUUACAGCUUCAUGGUGGUAAAUCAGUAACAAGCAAGGUUAAUGACAGAAGCAAAAAACCACAAGCCUGGAGAGGAGUUGGCAAGCUGCCUCCGAUCAGUAACACCGAAUACAGUGGAAAGGGUAAGGAUUUAUCAUCUAGGAAAACAACGAGACCACAUGCUGUUCAGAAAAAGGCAAAAACGGUUACAAACACUUGUGUUCUUCCUCCAAUAGAAGGGGCCAACCGUAAUGAAGUUGUUAAUCAGCCUAUAUCAUCCGGCAGGAUACAAACUAACACAAAUAACAAACUGGUCUCGGAUCCCAAACUGUCGUCCAUGAGACUGAGGAGAAUUGCCAAUAUGAAAACAGAGACUAACAAGGGAAGAGUUUCUGAUGGCUUCCAGGAUACAGAUAGAGACGUUGGUAACCUUAAACAAAGGCCGGAAAUUCAAAACGCACAUGUCAAUCACGUAGACGACCAGAGGGCUGGAUCUAUAUGUAGCGACGAUGACCUAGGUCAGAGGGAUAUUAGUGCUGGACCUUACACAGAAAUACCGAUAGUUGGAGAAAGCUCAGAAAAACAAAAAGGGAGAUAUGUACCGGGUAUUGUCCAUACACAAAUGCCAGACAGUGACAACUUGCAUGGGUUAAGUCCAAAAUCUUUAACACAGACGACUCUCAAAUCAGCUUUGAAAAAGUCGGAUAAAGAGGUAGCCAAUGGAGAGAACGAAUCAGCUUGUGAUAACUAUCGGCAUGAAAAUAAAACAAGAUCCGUAUCAAAACGCACCAAGAAAUGCCGUCCAGAAGCUCUCGUCACCACAAAGGAGUAUGAUGAUAGCAAGGAUCAUAAACAUCAGCUUCCAGCAAUUAUUAGUCCUACUUCAAAACAACCCACAAAGAGACUCAAGUCUGCCUUUGUGAGGUCCGGCAGUAAAUGUCCCAAUGAUGAUGGCAAAAAAGCGGUGUCACCAAGUCAGGCUGGAAUAUCUCCAACAGGCCAAGAGGAUAUUACAGAUGUAGUUGACCAGGAUUUCGUGUUACAUCCAGCUGUUACUACCAGCGAGAAAGUGUAUAAAGCUGAGGACACUUCAAACACUGGGGCAAGGAGACACAUGGGCAAUGAGAACACAGAAAACGUUCCAAAGAGGAAAAAAUCGGUCACCAUCAACGACAAAACCACUGUUCACUAUCCUUGA
This is a messenger RNA of Ylistrum balloti, 1830 nucleotides long. RefSeq lists its product as uncharacterized. The transcript is spliced from 3 exons. NCBI's taxonomy places the organism in Eukaryota, Metazoa, Mollusca, Bivalvia, Pectinida, Pectinidae. Bases 1 to 1830 code for a protein of 609 amino acids. The record is from RefSeq and is a predicted model, not a curated record.